AUGGCGCUUAUGUCAGUGACAUAUCUAUUGCAAUUGCAAUGCAAUGUUUUAUAAUCAGAUUUCUUUUUGUUAUAGCCCUUUUCAAGUAUAAUUAUAGAAUAAAACAGUGAUUAUGUCGUCUAAUAAUUUGUCAUCAGUUUUAAAAUCAUGUUCGGAGAGUGAAUUAAUAAACGAAGUUGCGGAUAAUAACAUGACACCAAAACAGGUGGAAGGAUCCCGACUAAAAAGGACCUUUACGUUGCCUCGCAAUCCCUUUGGUACCUCUAAACCAGGAUCCAGCAAAAGUAAGAGCAAUGAUAGCGACAAUAAGCAAGUCAGUGCCAGCUCUACAAUCGCAGAAUCCGCGAAGGACGACGGUGUAAUAGAGAGGAAGUUGUUUAGAAGGCCAUCAUGGAAGCGAUUUCUGAACAAAAUAGCUCAACAUAUGAGCACCGUUAAUGUGUCCGGGGUAAAAUCAGCCCCAGCAGUAUUGAAUGGAGAGAGAGUUCCAUGCAGCGGUGACCCUCCAUGGCCCCCAGGCUCCACUCCAGCUGCUACAGGCAUCAAAAACCAUGGCAACACUUGUUACAUGAAUGCUGUACUGCAGUGCCUUUCACAUACUGAUGUUAUUGCGGAAUAUUUUGUGCUAGAUCAUUACAAGGUAGACUUACAAAAAAGGAAUAAAAUUAAUUCUAAAAAAUAUGGCACAAAGGGUGAGGUAACAGAACAACUGGCAACUCUUCUGAAAGCUCUCUGGGCUUGUAGGUACACGCCUGACAUGAGUACUGCAUUCAAGGGUGCAGUGGAGAGGCAUGGCAUGCAGUAUAGAGGGAACAGCCAACAUGAUGCACAAGAGUUUCUUUUUUGGUUGCUAGAUAAGGUUCAUGAAGAUCUAAACACUGCCACUAAAAAGAAAUAUAAAACCAUUAAGAACACGUGUGGUAAACCUGACGAGGUGGUAGCUGCGGAAACAUUAGCUAAUCAUGCUAGACGAAAUAGUUCAUUUGUCCAGGCAGUAUUUCAAGCUCAAUACCGGUCGGCAUUGACAUGCGCGAAGUGUGAACGGACAUCGUGUACAUUCGACCCUUUCCAUUGCGUGAGCGUUCAGCUACCUCCCAGGCCGGCCGCUGCACAAAUCUCCCCCUUACCUGUUAAUGUUGUAUAUGUGAACCAACAACCCCGCCAAGUCCGCAUCGGCAUAGAACUAAAGCCCAACUCCACAAUGGAAGACCUGCGAACAACCCUACACACUGAUACUGGCAUCGAACGUGAUAACAUAAUUCUGGCUGAAAUCAAUGAAACUGGCUGGUGCGUCGCGCGCGCGGGGUGGGAGCCGGCGGGCUUGGAUUUUGGCGCGCUGUAUUGUAUGGAGGCGCCGCCACUACUUCAAACACCGACCACGCCUUAUCUGCUCAUACUCUGGGUCAACUUACUCGACGGGGAGCGUUUCGGGUCACCAUACGCGAUGCAAGUGCCCCGCGAGACGUCAUACGAAGACCUACAGAAGUUGCUACUUAAGGAAAUGAGCGCGGUGGUGGCCGAGCGCGUGCUGGAAGGUGCGCAGGGCGCCGACAUUUUCCGCGCGCGCAUUGCGGAGGCGCACCGACCCAGGGACCCCGCCUACUUGCAACCCGAGCUUCCCCACCCCUUGUUCGCGCUGGACGUGGAGCAGGCGCUGUGUGCGCACGACAAGCACCCGCACCUCCGACUCGAACUGUUGUGGGACCCGGCGCACAGAGACAGUAUAAUCCGGGACCCACUAGAAGCGUGCGAGGUGCACGUGUCGGCGCACAACUCGGCCGCGCCGCUGACGCUGCACGCGUGCCUCGCGCACUACACGCGCGCUGAACAGCUGGCCCAGGAGGACGCUUGGCGGUGCCCCCAAUGCCAAAGGUAUAUGCCAGUCGUUAAGACGCUCGGCCUCUGGUCGCUGCCUGAUAUCUUGGUCAUUCAUCUCAAACGGUUUCGGCAGCAAGCCAAGUGUCGCACGAGUACAAAGUUGACGACGAUGGUGGAGUUUCCCCUCAGCGAGCUGGACAUGACGCCGCACCUGGCGGCGCGCGGUGGGGGCGGCGCGGGGGACUCGGCCGGACACUCGCGCUCGCCCCGCCGCCGCGCCUCGCGGCCCAGCGCGCCCGCCGACAACACCUACGACCUGUACGCCGUCUGCUACCACCACGGCGACGACCUCGAGACCGGCCACUACACCGCCGCCUGCCGCAACCCCUACGACGACACCUGGUACAAGUUCGACGACUCGCGCGUCACGCCCGUCGACCGCGACGACGCGCAGGCCGAGCUCGUCAACAACACCGCCUACAUGCUCUUCUACCGGCGCAGGAAGCCCACCGUCGCGCACGCGCGCGUCUCCGACGACGGCGGCCACUGGGCGCUCCGGAUGCCGAGAUACGUGAAGCGCCCGAGCGAGACCUUGAACGAGAUCCCCGAGGUCCGGGACGAAGUCGCCGACGACGCGAAGAUCGAGGCCCCCGGCGACGAGCCCGAGUCCGAGUCGGAGGUGACGCCGCCGACGCGCAGCCCCUCGGCGCGCAGCGUCGCGAGCCUGCCGGACGACGCCGCGGAGCCGCGCCCGGCCGACCCCGCUCCCGUCGCACACGACACCCCCGGCGUCCGGUCCCCGACCCUGCAGCGCCCGCUGAUAGUCGAAGUGAACGGCAACCGGCCGAGCGGCAGCGCGAGCGAGUGCGACAACGAACCUAGCGCGUCCGCCGAGCCGUACAUCCACAAGGACGUGCACGUGAACCCGAAGAUGACGCCCGUGGACGGGCGGCGGCCGCGCUCGGUGGACUACCCGGGCGGCGCGCGCGCGGCGCGCGACGCCAACCGCAACUACGACAGCUCGCCGCUCGUGGCCAGCAUCAACGGCGUCGAGUACCACCCCACCACCGAGGACCUCGUGCUCACCAUGUUCCAGGACUCCAAGUACAUCGUCCCGCGCCACGCCAACAUCGCCGGGGAAUCUCAUAGAACAGGUGAAAAGUCUUCCGUUUGGAAAACUCGAAUAUCCACAUGAGAGCAACAGGUACCACUGAAGGGUCAAAUGCGGUCCUACCCAUUAUUUAUUUCCUAUUUAACCAUAGAUCUGAUUGUUUUUUGUAGUUGACAGUUAAUUUAUUAUGUUUUAUAGAGUUUGCUGUAAGAAUAUGUAACGAGACAUUAAAUAUUGAUUACGAAUUACUCUGCAGCAAAGUUUGUUCAGUAAAUCUGGUCGUUAAUUACAUACUAGCCAACUCUAUAAAUUAUACAAGACUACAAGAUUAUAGAAGAAUACAAGACUUUAUAAAUUGGAGCAAGGCUCAAAUCUUGCCGGAGAACAGAUAUUGCUGCAGAGCACUUUUAGGUCUAUUUGGCGAAACUACAAUUUGACCAGAAGGAAGACCAACUUUUCUAAGCUCUUGUUGAACGUACUAACUUUGCCAAUUGAGGCUAAAAAGAUCAUGUAGUUUCGUAAAACGGACCAAUGAACUUUUUAUUAUAUUUAAUUUUUGAAUAACGAUAUACAAUUUGGAAUCUUUAAUUCGUUGAUUACACAUGCCAAAGAUUUACUAAAACCGCAUAAUAUUGGACCAGUUUCGAUAAUUACAUAACGUAAAGCAUUGUUGUGGUGUAGUGUCGUGUAUAGGCUGUAGUUAACAGUAAUACCGUAGGUAGCGGGCGUUAUCAAAUUUUCAUAACAAAUACCACACUAGUGCCUUGGCCCUUGGGAUGUUGUGAUUUUAAAAAUAUAAAACACCAUAUUUGCUGAUUUACAAUAGGUAUCUAGUAGGAGUUAAUAGUUCUAUAUGGGUCUCACCACAUGUGUCAACACGGAGAUUCUUUCGGCACGUUUCGGCUUUCCUCUUACCAGUAUGGGGUUUUGACGAAUCCGCGUCGACAUAUAUGGGGAGGCCCAGGUCGUUUAGCAUACGACCGGUACUAUCCAAGUGAUAUAAUAGUGGAAUUGCAGCAGGUUUCGGUCGGUAAAGGGAAUAUUAUUUGGGCAGCAGCCUCCACCGGGAACGACUUGCAAGGUAUCAUGUGAUUUAUCAAUAAUUAUAAUUUAUUUACGAAAUAUUGUAUAUAUUGGCUUUUAUACUUUGUUUCUACAGAUCACAAAUUACUUAUUGAGUUAAAAAUGUAAAUACUGAAAAUAAUAUUUUCAUAUUUGCACAUAGGUUAGAUUAUGUAAGCUGCACUUGAUUGUGAAGGUUUUGUUUAUAAUUUAUGUUGAAAUUGAUUUAUUUAAAAGACAUUGUUAUAAGCGUACAAGUAUCAGACUUAAUGGCCUAAACGGUACCUGUGAUCAUCUUGUCAGGGAUGCAUUGUGCUUCAUUUAAUCAUUAAAAGUAAAUCUAAUAAUAUAUUUGACCCAAUACUCUGGAAAGUGAUUCUUGCUGUGUAAGGCUGGCUCUCAUUAUUAAAUAUUAUAAUUUUAUUUUUAAAUGAUUCGAAGGUAUACGACCAGUGUCAUAAAUAUAUACCCAUUCAAGGUUUGUUAUACAAUAGCAGCUAUUGAUAUUAGGAAUUGUUUAAUCAAAUCUGCAUUACAUAUAAAUAUUGCGAUAAAUAUAAAAACAUCACAUACAUUCAUCAAAAUUGAAGAUUCAUUCUCAAUCCAUGCGAUGGUCGUACAAUCUCCGAAUAUGUAUUGUGUUAUUUGUUUUAAUUUAAAGAUGUUUAUUUUACUUUCACAACGUUAUUUAAAAUAUAAGUGUUAUGUACCUACACGAA
Messenger RNA from Leguminivora glycinivorella, 4710 nucleotides. RefSeq names its product ubiquitin carboxyl-terminal hydrolase 31 (gene Usp15-31). Gene Ontology annotation, biological process: protein deubiquitination. Gene Ontology annotation, molecular function: cysteine-type deubiquitinase activity. The record is from RefSeq and is a predicted model, not a curated record. Lineage: Eukaryota; Metazoa; Arthropoda; Insecta; Lepidoptera; Tortricidae. The coding region runs from base 113 to 3013 and encodes 966 amino acids. The transcript has 14 exons.